AUGGCAAUUACAAACGGUUCGUGUCCUUCUCUGGGCUUCAUUUAUUGUGCGAUCCUCGCUGACCCCAGGAAUCCAGAGUCUAUUUGGGCCGCAACCCCCUCCACGACGAGGGGCCAGCCUACCCAGCUCUCCUCUGACGCGAAAGGUGAACGUCUGGCAUAUGCGUCGAAUAAAUCCAUCUUCUUGCGUUCAAUAGAUAACCCCGCCAUCGCUCGUCAAUAUACCGAGCAUAAGGUCCAGACUACUGUCGCCCGGUUCUCGCCCUCAGGGUUCUAUGUGGCCAGUGGUGACUCGAGCGGAAUCGUUAGAGUUUGGGACUGCGUUGGGGAGGGAAUUACAAAGGGCGAGUACAGCAUUGUCAAUGGUCGCAUCAACGAUCUUGCCUGGGAUGGCGAUUCUCAGCGCAUUAUCGCCGUUGGAGAUGGGAAGCAAAGGUACGGCCAUUGUAUUUCGUGGGAUAGUGGAAACACCGUGGGUGAAAUUUCUGGGCACACGCAGCAGAUCAACUCCGUUUCUAUCCGUCAGCAACGACCGCUCCGUGCUGCUGCUGUGGGUGACGACAAGGCCCUGAUCUUCUAUCAUGGAGCGCCGUUCAAGUUUAACAUGGGUGUUCGUGACAAGCACACAAACUAUAUCUACGGAACUAGUUUCAGCCCUGAUGGUUCAACGUUGGUCAGCGUUGGUGCUGAUAGGAAGAUUUGGUUGUAUGACGGCAAGACCGGAGAGACCAAGGGCCAAAUUGGAGAAGGAGAACAUAAAGGCAGUAUUUUUGCUGUUUCGUGGGCCAAGGAUUCUCGAAAAUUUGUGACUGCGAGUGCCGACAAAACCGUCAAAAUCUGGGAUGUGGAAGCUGGCAAGGUUACUCAGGCCUGGAACAUCGGAGGGGAAGGAAAUACAAAUGUCCAAGACCAGCAGGUUGGAGUUGUCUGGCCCCAGGGCAGAAGCGACAACCUUCUGAUCAGUUUGUCACUGAGUGGUGACCUUAAUUAUCUUGUCGAGGGCACACCUGAGCCCAGACAAAUUAUUCAAGGCCAUCAGAAGAACAUUACAUCUUUGACGACGUAUGGGUCUAGUAGCGGUGAAGAGACCCUGUGGACGGGAAGCUUCGAUGGAAGGGUCUGCAGCUGGGAUGUCGCGACUGGCACGGCAGAGGAAAUAGAGGGGGAUCGUCACUCCACAUAUAUUGCUGGCCUCACCCCUACCCAAGAAGGAGCCGGUAGGAUCUACAGCGUUGCCUGGGAUGAUACCAUUCGUUCUGUAGACGUUGGCGCAAAGACCUAUACCGGCAGCUCUUCCAAGCUCUCUGGCCAACCUAAGGGCAUCGCUACCUCCAACAAUACCAUUCUGGUGGCAAGCUCGGAUAACAUUGAGCUCCUUAAGGAUGGACAGAAACAAGGCGAGUUCAAGGCGAAAUUCUCUGUGACUGCGGUCGCAGCCCAUGAGAACGUCGCAGCUAUCGGAGGGGAUGACUCCACCGUUCAGAUUUGCGACGUUUCUGGGUCGAGCUUGACACCGAAGACGGAUAUUAAAGUAUCCCGAAAUCCAGUAUCUGCUUUGGCAUUUUCUUGCGAUGGAUCACACUUGGCUGUCGGUGACUCUCGCGGUCGUAUCCUCGUCUACAAAGUUGCUGACGGGAGCUUGGUCAACGAUCGUUGGACAGCACACACUUCUCGCGUCACCUCCAUUGCCUGGAAUGAGGACGGUAAUCGCGUUGUGAGCGGAGCAUUAGAUACUAACAUCUUUGUGUGGAGCCUGAGUAACCCGGGAGACUGGUUACAGGUGUCUAAUGCUCACAAAGAGGGCGUCAAUGGCGUCGCGUGGAUCGCCGGAGGCUCCAAGAUUGCCUCUGCUGGAGCUGAUGCUGCGGUCAAGUUACGACAAGCGACUUUCAUCCUCCCGAAAACCGGACAACGUUUGAAGGGUCUCGUGCACCUCCGAAAUUCCCAGGUCGAGCCCAACGGCCAUGGCGACAAUGAAGAACGGCGCGGGCUCCUGUCUGGCGAGCUACCUCCCAGCCCAGAAGGGAUUACCUCACGUGUAAAAGGGAGGCUCUUUGAACAGGUGCGUUGGUUGCGGCAGUUCCUCACGUCCGAGCUUGGUAUCGGCGUCCUGAAAUGUAGUCUCGCCUACCUUCUUGGGUCACUUGCAACUUUCGUUCCUGCAAUUGCGGCCUUUCUCGGUCAGCAGGAUGGCAAGCAUAUGGUGGCUACGAUAACGGUAUAUUUCCAUCCAGCCAGGUCUCAAGGCAGUAUGUACAAAGCCUUGAUCUGUGCGUUCCUGGCCUUCCUCUACACUACAUUCGUCUCGGAUACGUUGCACAUGCUUCCCCUCGGCCAUGCUGUUGUUCUGAUUGUAUUCUGUGGGGGUGGUCUGGGAUUCAUUGGAUGGACCAAGCAAAGGCUGGGCGAUCCGCUUGUCAACGUCGCGUGCUCCUUGGCUUCGCUUUCGACCAUUACCGUAUUGACGAAGGAGGGAGCGGUCCAGAGUGGCGAUUUAUCGUUCGUCAAAAUCUCGCAGGUCCUGAAAAUGAUCUUGCUAGGUGUUACGGCCACCAUGGCUGUGUCGUUUCUAAUAUUCCCAAUAUCUGCGCGAAAGAAGCUACGGGCGAAUCUCACGACUACCACGGAGACUCUAGCGACAAUGCUGGCUCUUAUUACUGAGAGUUUUCUGAGCGGCUCCGAAGAGGAGCUCCAAACCGCCGAGUUCCUCGAUGCAGCUGCGCGUCACAAAAAGGCUUAUGCUCAACUUGAUUCCUUGGUCAAAGAAGCCAAACUCGAGCAUUUGGUGAGAGGGACGGAAAAGGAGUAUAGAUUGGAGAAGAACCUUGCUCGGUGGGUGCAAGAUAUCACCCACAAUAUGGGAGGUCUACGCAGUGCUGCUCUGCUGCAGUUUCAAUUGCUGAAGCAGACCAAACCGACUUCGUCAGGGCAAAUGCACACACCAGACAACUUCACCCAUGGAGCCGAUCAUGGUGCAGCAGUGAGCCCGUGGUCACUGCACGACGACCGCUCAUUCUUGGAACCAAUUGUCGAGAGGCCAGAAGAAGAAAUUUCAGAGCCCGAUGCUACGAGGCCUGCUCUGAGCCGGCGCGAGACAUCUGAAUCAGAUGCCCACAUUCCACUUCUGCCAGCGGAUAUGUUUGCCUUGUUCAUUGACCAUCUAGGGCCGUCGAUGCGAUCGCUGGCUUUUACCUUGAAAGAAAUCUUCCGGGAGAUCCCGUUUACCCCGGCGCCACACUACAAAGUUUCAAUUGACAGCAGAUUCCGCAUAAGCCUUGACCGUGCUCUUGCACUGUAUCAAGAAUCCCGUGAACAAGCGCUGAAAGCUAUAUAUCACCAAAAGGAUAUUUUAAACAUUCAAACUUUAGAGGUCGAGGCAGACCUAGAGGAGGUCGCUGCAAGUUGUGGUCAUUUCAGUUUCUCGUUGCUGGAGUUUGGUGAGCAGUUGAAACAAUUGCUUGCCAUUCUCGAUGAGCUGCAACUUGAGGCAGAAGAACGUCCGAAUGGGAGAUCAUGGAAUUGGUUGAAAUUUUGGCGUAAAGGGCCAUCGGAGCAAGGGAAGAAGGUCUCCGAUCAAUCACUCAUCGAGUCAACCCCUAUGCGCUGCGCCAAUGGUCCUCAUCUUGAACCCAACACUCCAAGCCCUCGCGAUAUCGCCUCUAAUAAGAGAAGCCAAUCUGCCAAAGCUAGGUUCGGGUAUCGUAUUUGGAGAUUUUUUGGAGUAUUCCGACGAGAUGAUACGAAAUUCGCCAUCAAGGUCGGCGCUGGUGCGGCACUUUAUGCUUUGCCAUCUUUCAUUUCAUCUACGCGCCCCCUUUACUCUCACUGGAGGGGGGAAUGGGGCCUCCUAUCCUACAUGUUGGUCUGUUCGAUGACUAUUGGGUCAUCUAAUACCACUGGCUAUGCGCGUUUUCUCGGUACCUCUCUAGGGGCCUCCUGUGCCAUCUUAUCCUGGUAUGCUACGGCUGGAAACGUUUUUGGUCUUGCGUUCUUGGGCUUGUUUAUGGCUACGUGGACGUCGUAUCUUAUUAUCGUUAAAAGGCAAGGCCCGAUGGGUCGUUUCAUCAUGUUGACAUAUAACCUUUCGGUUUUGUAUGCCUACUCCCUCACCCAGAAAGACGGGAAGGAUGAUCAAGAUGAGGGAGGGGAUAAGCCGAUUAUCACUGAGAUUGCCCUGCAUCGAGUUGUAGCGGUUCUAUCGGGCUGCAUCUGGGGUAUUAUUAUAACGCGCUUGAUCUGGCCGAUUAGUGCACGGGCGAGACUAAAGGAUGGCCUCAGCUUACUAUGGUUGAGAUUGGGCCUCAUCUGGAAGUGCGGUCCGUUGUCCGCAACGCACAGUUUCAAACAGCCGACCGAGUUUAUGAGCGCUCGUGAGAAACUUGAGGUGGAACGGUUCCUAUCCAACCUCGAGUCCCUGCAAGCGUCUGCGCGCUCUGAAUUCGAGUUGAAACACGCGUUUUCCGAUGAUUCCUAUACGAAUCUCCUCACUCGCACUCGAAGCAUGGUGAACUCCUUUGUUGCUAUGCACCUAGAAUUGGUCAAAAAUAUGACGGCCUCAGAGGGGGAACUUGCCAUCCUUGAAUACACUAUCCAAGAAAGACGGCAAUUGUCCGCUCGCAUCAGUCAUUUGUUAUCCUUUAUGGCUUCUUCUAUGAAGCUAGAAUAUCCCUUGAGCGACGGGUUACCCAGUGUUGAGAAUGCUCGAGACCGACUGCUGGCCCGUCUCUUCCACUAUCGCAAAGAUCCAGAGGCCUCGCAGCUAUCUACAGAUGAAGACUAUGCCCUUCUUUAUGCCUACGGUAUGCCUAAUUAUCCUCUUCCCCGGCUUCGCGCAGCCCGUCGCGCCUCCGCGAGCCUCAACAGCCCGACCAUGCAGAUCAACCCAGCGGAACUGAGUCGAGCAGACUCUACGUCGACCGCGAUAGCAUCAUCAAAGAGCACAGCUCCAAGUGCUCCAUCGACCCAAAAGUCUAUGAAGGCGCUGAUUUCCGUCCCGCGACUGGACCUGGAGCCUAUCUACACGGAGCUGAAAGCCGCUAUCGGCGACAACUGGACUGAGUAUAAGGAGGCCACCACCCUGUUUCUUUUAGGACAAUUAAACCAAAAUGAGCUCUCAUCGCGUGUCGACCAGAUAAUAUGCGCCGACCAGAAAAUCGAGCACCUUCAUAAUAAUUUCAUAUGCGCAAUUAUCGGAAACCUUACAAGAGACCUCCCCGAUCAUGGAGUCGCAAGCUGGGUCUCAGCGAACGACAAACCGUCCGUGGUGUCCAAGCCGACAUCUGGGGACGCGGCAGAACAGCGAUUGAAGACGGAGGUCAUGCAACUGCCUCCCCGGGAUCGUCGACGAAUCAAAGCUAUCCCAGAGCGUGACCCCAAUGAGCCCCUACCCAAUGAGUUGGAAGAAUACCAUCUAGCCAAGCAGAUCAAACUGCCAAGUCAAGUUCCUACAAGCGGAGCUGGCUUGAAUAUGACAAAUUGGGAGUUGGAGAUCCGCAAACGUUACGCACAACCACUCGCAUCGGAGACCGGUGAAUUCCCAGACUCGGAAUCGAUACAUGCGCGGAUGACUCCAAUCUGCUACGAGGAAUCGGUCGCGAAUGGCGCGGGUGCUGCUUGCGCCGAGUUUAUGGCGAUUGCAACGGAGACGUUUGUCAAGGAGGUACUUUCGGUUGUAUUUUCCCGCACGAGGUGCAACGGUCCUUCCGGUACAAUCAACGGCAUGAUGAAACGGACCUACAGACAGCAACUCGAGCGAGAAGAGUUGGCCUUUACUCGUGGAGAAAUCGCUAAGGACAGCGCCACAGGAUUGCUCCCUGUGGAGGCUAAGGAAGCUAGUGUUCGAAGCCCUCUCGGAGUCAGAGACCUUCGAUUAGCCUUGGAGAUAGGGAGCGGAGUUUUGAGCCAUAUGCCUCUUGUUAUCGAUCACAUCAUGGGCGGCUACCUUGAGGAUGAACUCGAAGCCGACAAACAAGACCGGAUUUACGAGAUCGACGACACGAAACACAUGGACUUUGUGGAUGAGAUGGAAAUCGACGAAGUGGAGUCUGAUUGGGAAGGCGCUACAACGGCUGACCGUGACCAACUGGGCGCUUUAUUAGACGAGUGUCUAUCGAUGGCCUCAUAA
Molecule: messenger RNA, 6123 nt
Organism: Aspergillus ochraceoroseus IBT 24754
Lineage: Eukaryota; Fungi; Ascomycota; Eurotiomycetes; Eurotiales; Aspergillaceae
Exons: 11
Coding region: 1-6123 (2040 amino acids)
Cellular component (GO): SAGA-type complex
Molecular function (GO): protein binding
Source: RefSeq, a predicted model, not a curated record